This is a messenger RNA of Monopterus albus (swamp eel), 944 nucleotides long. RefSeq names its product spindlin-Z-like. Gene Ontology annotation, biological process: gamete generation. NCBI's taxonomy places the organism in Eukaryota, Metazoa, Chordata, Actinopteri, Synbranchiformes, Synbranchidae. The coding region runs from base 147 to 866 and encodes 239 amino acids. The transcript has 5 exons. The record is from RefSeq and is a predicted model, not a curated record.
CAUUAAAAACAGAAAUUAAUUUCUGAUGGUCAAUCCUUAUUUUUCCGUUAGUGUAGUCUCUACAGCUGUGGUGCAAAAUCAGCGCUUACAUGGCGAUGCAUUUCCUUUUGUUCAGCUAGCUUACGGUUGUGUGAAUUUAUGGAAACAUGUCAAAGAAACGGGGCAGGAAGCGUAGCAGUGGAGAGCUGAGUGAGAGCUCGGCCUCUACCUUAAGCCCAGACCCUGACAACCUGGUGGGCCGCAGGAUCCAGCACACUUGGAGGGAGAAGGGAAAUGUAACCAAGUGGAAAGGCACCGUUCUGGAGCGCCUAAUUGUCAGCAGCUCCCUCUAUAUGGUCAAAUAUGAUGGCUUUGAUUGUGUCUACGGCAUUGAGCUGUUCAAAGACAACCGGGUGUCCAACCUACAGGUGUUGUCAGAGAAAGUCUUGAAUAAUAAGAUCAAGGUGCCUCCCGGGGCAGAGGAGCUGGUGGGGCGAGCUGUGGAGCAUCUGUUUGAGAAGGAGGAUGGUGAGAAGAACGAGUGGCGAGGCAUGGUGCUUUCCCGAGCCCCCAUCAUGACCCACUGGUAUUACAUCACCUACGAGAAGGACCCGGUGCUGUACAUGUACCAGCUAUGGGAUGAUUAUAAGGACGGAGAUCUACGUGUCCUGCCGGAGUCAGAAAACAAACACCUGCUGCCGGCCGACAGGAAGCCCGGUGAGGAGCCAGAAAGCCUUGUGGGUAAACAGGUGGAGUACGUCACAGAUAACGGUUUGAAGAGGACGGGCCUGGUCAUCUACCAGGUUCCGGCAAAGCCCACAGUGUACUACAUCAAAUAUGACGAUGAUGUGCACAUCCACGUCUACGAUCUGGUGAAGACCACCUAAUACGGACUGUCUGAUUUCAUCUUCAGCUGACGGCUUUUCUUUGUCCUGACCAGUUGUUACCUGUUAAAGUGUUACAGA